AUGGGCUGUACAGGGUCCAAGCAAGAGCGGCAAGGCCACUGGCGGAGCCCGGUGCCUCUGGUCCGAUGCCACACCAUGCCGGUGCACCACGCGGCCCUCUGGAAGCGUGACAGCUGCCACGUCGUCUCCCUCAUGUCCACCACUCUCGGGUCCCUCCGCCUCGACCCGGUCGACCAUGAUCGCCACCACUGGGGAUGCCGGUUCUGCAGCGAUGACGACGAGGGAAAUGAUCCGAUGAAGAAGACGCUGAGAGACAGGAAAUCUGGUGAUUUCUUGGCGGAGGAGCUGAAGGCCAAGGGACGGUCGGAGACGAUCAAGGAAAGGGUUCCUCCGCCGAGGACACCCACCGAGACACCACGCAGGGAUCCGGAAAUUAUCGACGCAUGGGAGAUGAUGUCCGGAUUGGAGAACGCCAGCCCGCUCUAUCAGUUUUCCGCCACCGGUGGCCCCCCAGUGGAGCGAUCUUUCUCAUUCCAUUCCCUCCAGGACGCCCGUAGAGACGUAAAAUUGAAGGUGCAAACGAAAAAGCUUUUCAAUGGGUCCAUCUCGCCGGAGCCGAUGUGGAUGAAGAUGGACAUCGACGGCGGCGGAGACUCUAUCAUCACAGAAUUCGACCCUGAGGCCAUUUCGUCCUUCAGGGAGGCCAUGGAGAAGACCUCUGAUCUCACCUCGGGAGAGAAUCAGAGAACAGAGGACCCCAGAAAGAGCUUGGAUCUGACUGGCACCGUCAGAUCCAGGAUCAUUGCCUUCCAGGAGAAAAUAAACGCCAAGAAGGUUCGCGCCGCCGUCAAGCCCAAGCUCCCAGCUGGGGGGGAGGGUAAGGUGGUCUUCUACUUUACCAGCCUUCGCGGGGUGCGGAGGACCUUCGAGGACUGCUGCGUCGUAAGGGUGAUCCUCCGAGGCUACGCCGUCCGCGUCGACGAGAGGGACGUGUCGAUGCACGGCGGUUUCAAGGAGGAGCUCGUCUCCCUCCUCGGGCCCCGCUGCGGCGGCUGCAAGCUACCGAGGGUGUUCGCUAACGGCAGGUACCUGGGAGGGGUAGAAGAGAUCCGGCAGCUGCACGAUGCGGGAGAGCUAGGGGAGGCGUUGGAGGGCUGCGAGGAGGUGGUGAGGGGGAAGGACGACUCCUGCCAUGGCUGCGGCGGCGUCAGGUUCGUCCCCUGCGAGGGCUGCUCUGGCAGCUGUAAGGUCUACGUGGAGGAGGAGGACGCGACGGAAUACAGCGGGUUCCGGCGGUGCCCCGAGUGCAACGAGAAUGGGCUGGUCCGUUGCCCAGUCUGUUGUGCUGGGCAACCUCCGAUCGAUCGGGCGAUAAAUGUUCGACAUUUGGCCUUGGGGGUUUCUGGCUCUACCCCCAUAGCCACUGUACAGCAAAGAAGAAUAGAGAGAUGA
Molecule: messenger RNA, 1392 nt
Organism: Spirodela intermedia
Lineage: Eukaryota; Viridiplantae; Streptophyta; Magnoliopsida; Alismatales; Araceae
Source: the annotation of a GenBank genome assembly